This is a messenger RNA of Caenorhabditis elegans, 600 nucleotides long. RefSeq names its product Peptidase_M16_M domain-containing protein (gene R08A2.7). The record is from RefSeq and is marked reviewed. The transcript has 3 exons. Bases 23 to 409 code for a protein of 128 amino acids. NCBI's taxonomy places the organism in Eukaryota, Metazoa, Nematoda, Chromadorea, Rhabditida, Rhabditidae.
UUUCAGACAAAUAAUAAAAAAGAUGUCAAUUCUGUAUGAAGACGAAUACGUUCGACUCGGACAAUUCUCCUUGUUUGUCAAAAACUAUCAUUUUCCGACCAAAAAGACAAAGACUGUAACACUGGAGGCUAUUACCACGUUAUGGUUUGAGGAGCAAGAAACAUGUAAAAGCGUGACAACAAAGAUCUGGGGAAAAGCAUCCGCGGCGAGCAUCUAUUGGGCUCUUGACGUUAAACGAGCCCUCGGAGGACUGUCUCCCCGUUCCCCAUCAAAAUCCAAUGUGGUAAUCGAAGUUGGUGCAAAACUGCGUGUUGGCUUCUCCGUCGAGAACAUUGAUGAAUUCAUGGAUGCCAUUCGAACUCUACUCGACUACCACGUCAUCAUCGUCAACUACAUCAAUCUUCCCUAAAUCACAUCGAUUUUUGACUUUCACCUUUAUCUUUUAUCACACAUUGUGAUAAUGAUGAUUUCCCCUGCUUCGGAUCAAACGCUUUUUGAUAUGUUUCUUCCAUUUUUGUCUGUGAAUUUUGUUUUGCUCAACCCUUGCCAAUGUAUAUAAACUGUGAAAACUUUUUGUAGAAUAAACAUAUUUUAACGAUU